Messenger RNA from Alternaria burnsii, 396 nucleotides. RefSeq names its product rbp11-like subunits of rna polymerase. Lineage: Eukaryota; Fungi; Ascomycota; Dothideomycetes; Pleosporales; Pleosporaceae. Gene Ontology annotation, molecular function: DNA binding; protein dimerization activity; DNA-directed RNA polymerase activity. Gene Ontology annotation, cellular component: RNA polymerase III complex; RNA polymerase I complex. The record is from RefSeq and is a predicted model, not a curated record. The transcript has 4 exons. Bases 1 to 396 code for a protein of 131 amino acids. Gene Ontology annotation, biological process: DNA-templated transcription.
AUGCCAGGCACAACACAAGAACCUACGCAAGUUCCCAUCAUAGAUCCCACCUCUGAGAACAACGAGGAGAUCGACCCAGCAGUUGAUCGCGACAGGAUCAGAGUCCUUUCUGGCGCGACGGAAACCGCCGCGUCUUUCCAGUUUGAUGGAGAGGAUCAUACUCUAGGCAACGCGUUGCGAUACAUCAUUCACAAGAACCCCGACGUCGAGUUCUGCGGUUACUCUAUCCCGCAUCCCUCGGAAGCCAAGAUGAACUUGCGCAUCCAAACAUAUGACGGCGUCAGUGUAUACACGGUGCUUGAGAAAGGGUUGGAGGAUCUCAUGAAUAUGUGUGAUGUCGUCGAGCAGAAAUUCACCAUUGCACGUGAUGACUUUGUCAACAAGAUGGAGGAGUAG